ACUGAUUAGUUUGUUUGUGUUGUUCGCGCGAAAUUUGUGAUUUGUGGUAAAUCGGGUAAUUUUCCUUCUAAUCUUCCGAUUUAACGACGGCGGUUAUGGCCCAACCAGCUGUAGUCGCCCUGUGCGCAACCUUUUGUCACUUAUGGCACCAGUGCAGUGGUAAUUAUCUAAUAGUAAGUGCCAGAUCGACGCACCGGAUGUUUAUUGAAACAUCCGUUACCUCCCGGUUAAGGAACCUUUGUUUUCCAUGCGUUUGGAUUCAUGGAAACAUGGAUAGAUUGCGCGGUCAAGGUUAUAGUACUACCACUUUUCCGUAUCUCUGGAAGAAGGUUGAUAAGGAGCCAGCCCCCAGCAGUCGGCAAGCUACCGGAAGCUCCCUUCUCUGCACAAUCGUGAUCCGAAGGACAAGCACUUUUUCGCUAUGGCCGGAUGGGAUCGUCGUUGGAGGUUUCUGUCACAUGCAGAUGGAUCCGCAAUGCCAGACGGGUGAAUUUAAAGGUCGAUUGCUACCCAGUCCAUUUUUCGCUCACAUCCAUCGCCCAAAUGGGAAGGAAAGCAAAGCUCCCGCUUGAGCAUGCACAACAAUAGCAACCUUUUGCAGCACCUAUGACCGGACCUUUGUUGUCGACCCCUUACCAGAAUUAUGGGCGGUUAAAUUUGUAGCCGAUAUGUACCCAAUCGGAUGGACAUUUACAUGUAAGUCAACAAUAAACGAAUUCAUAGAAUCAAAUAAAACUCAAAUAAAAAUGGUUUCAUAAAAUGAUCCGAAAACCCUGAAUGCAAAUUUGCACAUGUGUGCGUGCCAUGUUCCCGUAUAUGAUUCC
Molecule: messenger RNA, 824 nt
Organism: Uranotaenia lowii
Lineage: Eukaryota; Metazoa; Arthropoda; Insecta; Diptera; Culicidae
Exons: 3
Coding region: 96-572 (158 amino acids)
Source: RefSeq, a predicted model, not a curated record